Scylla paramamosain (green mud crab) is the source of this 2472-nucleotide messenger RNA. RefSeq names its product glycoprotein-N-acetylgalactosamine 3-beta-galactosyltransferase 1-like. The coding region runs from base 87 to 1241 and encodes 384 amino acids. The record is from RefSeq and is a predicted model, not a curated record. Gene Ontology annotation, cellular component: membrane. NCBI's taxonomy places the organism in Eukaryota, Metazoa, Arthropoda, Malacostraca, Decapoda, Portunidae. The transcript is spliced from 7 exons. Gene Ontology annotation, molecular function: N-acetylgalactosaminide beta-1,3-galactosyltransferase activity.
AGAGAGAGAGAGAGAGAGAGAGAGAAGUACCUACCGUCACCCCUCUCACUCUCACUCACUCUCACUCACUCACCAGGAUAAAGAAAAUGGGAAAUAUUGGAAAUGGAAAACGGCAGUUAUUUCAAGUGGUCGCCGCCCUCACUACUGGGUUCCUUGUAGGCCUGGCGCUGUCCCCGCCCACGUCCGCGCCCGCCCACACGCCCAUCCCGUCUUCCCCUGUCGUCUCAGACCUGCCCCGCCCCGCCACCGACCCCGCUAAAAGCACCACCACCACCAUCACCACCACCACCACCACCACCACUGCCACCACCACCACCACCACCACCAUGCCCAAACUUAAUGCCUCCCACACGCCCACACGCCCACACAAAGUGUGCCACAACACGGUGGCAGAGAAACUAAUGCGAGAGGUUAGAAUACUCUGCCUUGUCCUCACCUAUCCUGCGCGCCAUAUCACGCACGCCCUGCCCGUUCAGCGCACGUGGGGGAAGCGAUGCACUAAAACAAUGUAUAUAACGAAUGCAGACCCGGAGAAGCAGAAAAAUGGCAAGAAAGAGAAGGAAAAGGUGAAAAUUAAUAAGGGUGUGGUUCUGCAGCCCGAUGAUGUUAAUGAAUUGUCUUUUAUAAAGGUACCGGACACUAGGCUAGGGAAGGAUGGCCUGUGGAACAAGACGAAGUUCGCCUUCACGUACGCCCACGACCACUACCUAGACGACUUUGACUGGUUCGUAAAGGCUGAUGAUGACACUUACUUAAUUAUCGAGAAUCUUCGCUACUGGUUGCACGAUAAGGACCAGGACAAGCCGCUAUUCUACGGGGCACACUUCACCCCUUACGCUCCCAAGGGCUACAUGAGCGGGGGAGCGGGGUACGUGCUGAGCCGAGGAGCACUGCGGGAGUUCUACAAGGUCACCAGCACCAGCACCGCCACCACUUACAGUGAAGAGGACCUGCAGAUGGUCCUGGCAGCUGGCGGCGUGUACCCAAGCGACCUCAGGGACAGAGACGGGCGGCCUUUGUUCUUCCCGCUGGACGCCGCCUAUGUUAUGCAGCCGCGGGAGAAAGACCACAGCUUUUGGUACUGGAAGAUCUUAGCACACGACCAUCCCACGGGGCUGACGUGCUGCAGUCCUCUCACCAUCUCCUUUCACUACAUCACGGGAGCGGCUGUGUACCAGAUGGAGUUUUUCAUCUACCAUUUGAAACUGUUUGGGGUGAACGAGGCGAUAGGAGCGUGCUAAGUGUGUGUGUGUGUGUGUGUGUGUGUGUGUGUGUGUCCACGAGCCUAAAGAAAGUUAUGUGCAUCAUUAGAAGGAACAUUAAAGCAAGAAGAGGAGAAAUUAGUGAAGGAUGAGGUAACAGAAAGGUUAAGGAGAUAGAAGGAGGUAGGAAUGUUUAAGAGAGAGAGAGAGAGAGAGAGAGAGAGAGAGAGAGAGAGAGAGAGAGAGAGAGAGAGAGAGAGAGAGAGAGAGAGAGAGAGAGAAUGUUUUGUUAUGUAUUUUAUUCGUCUUUUUUUUCGUUAUUUCGUUUUGUUGUGUACCUCUCUCUCUCUCUCUCUCUCUCUCUCUCUCUCUCUCUCUCUCUCUCUCUCUCUCUCUCUCUCAUCAUGGCUUUCUCGCUGCUCACUGCUAUUCAAAUAAACUCCACAUUGACCUCUGUUGACCUCUUGUAUAGCGGCGAGGUCACGGGGAGCGGGGGAGUGGGGUGGCGGAGGCCGUGUGAGGCAGGCGGGUUGGGAAACCUCACGUAAUUUGUCUCCACGUGGCGAAGGAACACGGCACCCACGAACCUAAAUAAAAAAUAAAUAAAUAAAUAAAAAGGAACGUUAUGCGUUGUUUAUUUACUUUUUUUUGUGAUUCAAGGGUGACUGUGGUAAGAAAAAUAAAUGUUCUUUGGAUGAUUUCGUUAUUUUUCGUGUUAUUUUUGCAUGGUUUUGGCGUUCAUUGGUGGAGACUUGUACAGAAAAGUUUGUGGAUUUUUUUAUAUAUAAUGAUUCAAGGGCGAAUGACGCAAAAAAAAUUGAUGUUCUUAUGAUUAUUUAAUUAUUUUCCUGUAUUAAUUUGCAUGGUUUCAAUGUUUGUGGAGAUUUGCAUUGAUACGUUUGUUAUGAGUAAUUUCUUGUUAUGAGUAAUUUCUAUUUUUUCCAUGAUGAAGAGAUAAACGUAAUAAGGAUUCGAUUAUUACUACUCGUGGUAAUCUGUAAAGCCUCAGUCAAUGUGGAGAGGAAGGUUUGUUAUGCGCAGUUCACUUAUUAUCGCUCUUUUUUUACGAUUCAAGAGUGACUGACGUAAAAAAAUACUGUUCUAAAUGUUGCUAAUUAUUUCCUGCCUUGACGUGCACGUACUCAGUCAUUGCUUGAGUGUGUGGAUGAGUGAAGAGAAAGGUUGUGUAGUCCCGGCCUCUCUCAAGGCUGAAUGGGAGGUCACAGGGAAAGGCGAGGUAUUGUGGCCUUUCCUGUUCGUUUUGAUUAUA